Gambusia affinis (western mosquitofish) is the source of this 935-nucleotide messenger RNA. RefSeq names its product troponin I, fast skeletal muscle-like. Gene Ontology annotation, biological process: muscle contraction. Lineage: Eukaryota; Metazoa; Chordata; Actinopteri; Cyprinodontiformes; Poeciliidae. Gene Ontology annotation, cellular component: troponin complex. Bases 115 to 630 code for a protein of 171 amino acids. The transcript is spliced from 7 exons. The record is from RefSeq and is a predicted model, not a curated record.
ACUGAAGCCUCAUAUAUAAAAACGCCCUGAUGGUGAUUUGUUCUCACUGCCUCUACUGUCCUCCUUCUUGGCUUUCUGUUUCAUUGUAGGCUGUGAAAGAAAGAAACUGCCAACAUGUCUGAGAAGAAGAUGACUUCCAGCCGCAGGCACCACCUGAAGAGUUUGGUUCUGUCAGUGGCUGCAACCUGGCUUGAGAAGGAGAAGAAGGAUCUAAUUGUAGCCAAGGAGGCCUACAUGGCUGAGAACUGUCCUGCACCAAACCUCAGUGGAGACCAGGCCACCCUCAUGGAAACCUGCAAAAAGUUACACGCUCUCAUCGACAAAGUGGAUGAAGAGAGGUAUGACUUGGAAGCCAAAGUUGGCAAGGCUGAUAAAGAGAUUGAGGAACUGAAGAUCAAAGUGGUGGAUCUGGCUGGAGUGAAGAAGCCCGCCCUGAAGAAGGUGCGUAUGUCUGCCGACGCCAUGCUGAAGGCUCUGCUGGGCUCCAAACACACGGUCAACCUGGACCUGAGGGCCAACCUGAAGCAGGUCAAGAAGGAGACCAAAGAGGAGUCCACAGAGGCAGUGGGUGACUGGCGUAAGAACAUUGAGGACAAAGCUGACAGAAAGAAGAUGUUUGAGAGCGCUUAAAGAACUGAACUCUACACCUCCAGUUGCUCUGAGCUGUUUACACGCUUCUGAAAUGUCUUACUUUCUUCAUCAAAUCAUCUUUUGUUUUAUUAACGAGAGUGUUUCAGCCUGCUUUUGUUAUUGUACAUUUGUAUAGUGCAUUAAGCAGCAAUAGAAUGGUUGACCGUCCACUGGGUGGUGGGUUAUUCAUGCUACAACUUUUUUAAGCAACAAGCAUCCUUGUUUAAGACACCAAACCCAAUACUGUCCCUCAUGUGUUCCUUACUUAUCAAUGUGAAAUAAAAAAAAAUAAAUUGAACACAAUA